Molecule: messenger RNA, 669 nt
Organism: Durotheca rogersii
Lineage: Eukaryota; Fungi; Ascomycota; Sordariomycetes; Xylariales; Xylariaceae
Product: acyl-CoA N-acyltransferase
Exons: 3
Coding region: 1-669 (222 amino acids)
Cellular component (GO): nucleus
Molecular function (GO): histone H2A acetyltransferase activity; protein N-terminal-serine acetyltransferase activity; histone H4 acetyltransferase activity
Source: RefSeq, a predicted model, not a curated record
AUGGCCACCCUCAAACGGAGCGGGAAGCGCAGACAAGCUGUGGUCGACCCUAUUGAGGAAGUGAAUCGAAAGGAGGACGAGACCUUCAUCAAGGACCACCUAUGCCCUAGCACGCCCGAGUGGACCGAGUGGACCAACCCGACCACCCAGGAAAAGUUCUCAGUCAAUCUGUUCCGAUCGGCAUCCAUGAGUGCUGAGGACCUCGGCGCUUGCUAUAGUCUAGUUGAAGAGACCAGCCGCGCCGAUUAUGAGGCCUCUGCAACCGGGUGGAGGCCAAGCAAGAAAUUGGCCGAGAUGAAAUCUCCCGAGUUGAGGUAUAUCGUAGUCAAGACUGCUGCGGGGGUCAUUCGUGGCUUUACGUCGCUGAUGCCCACGUACGAAGAAGGGGAGCCAGUUAUCUAUUGCUACGAAGUCCACCUCAAGCCCGAGUUGCGAGGGACCGGCCUCAGCACGGUGCUCUUGGGCUUUCUAGAGAGCAUUGCAGCCAACACGCCUCCCAUCAGGAAAGUUAUGCUAACUUGCUUUCUGAGCAACGAGCGGGCUCUUCACUUCUACCAGAAGUUCGGCUUCGAGAAGGAUAAGAUCUCACCGGAGCCGAGGAAGCUCCGGUUCGGUAAGGAAUUCACUCCCGACUAUGUCAUUCUCAGCAAAGUCGUCCAAGGUUGCUAG